GCACUCCCUUUCUGGGGGAAAGCAGUCAUGCGGAUGGACCCAGGAGUUGCCAUCUGCGGGGCUGCAAGAAGAAGAAACUUCUAAGAAAGAUGCACGAAGAGGAGGAUGGCAGCGGGGAGAGCUCCUGCACAACUUCACGGCUGCUGUCCUUCAAGUCUCUAGAUGUGGCCGAGGUGGAGGGAGCGAAGGAGCAGGCCUCCAAGCUGUGCGGCUACUUGAACAAACUCUCCGGCAAGGGGCCUCUCAGGGGCUACAAACUGAGGUGGUUCGUGUACGACCCGAGGAAAUGUUACUUGUAUUAUUUCAAGACUCCCCAAGAUGCCCUGCCUCUCGGACACAUCGAUAUAGGCGAUGCCUGCUUCAUGUACGACGUGGAGGGGGAAGAGGGACAGUUCGAGAUCCGUACAGCUGGGAAGGAAUUUCUCUUGAAGGCCCCCAGCAGACAGGUGAUGCAUUACUGGCUCCAGGAGUUGCAGCAGAAGCGUUGGGAGUACAGCAACACCAAAGGCACGGGGAAGAGAGACAGCUGGAGUUCUCCCACGCAGGCCUACCCUCCCACCGGCCUCGUGGGCAAGGACAGCGAUGCUGUCUUCAUUGAGAAGCUAAGCGAAAGCAUGGAGAAAGUCCGCAGCGACUUUGCUAUGGACACAGAAAUGGAUGUAGGAGGAAUGGUGGGAAUCCAGACAGCCAGAGGGCCCUUCUCCCUCAAAAACUUUGGUACAGAGCUCAGGAAUUCCAUGUCUAAUCUGCGGCCAGGCCGAGUGGAGAACAGACGCAGCGUGUUUUACACCAGCAACCACAACAGCAGCUCAGAAGAGUGGGAGAUGUUGGACGCUCCCCCUAAGGACUUCCCCGAACAGAAAACUCAUCUGGACACACAGAGACAUUCUUUUGGCUCGGCGUUCACCUUCGAUUUCGGGCGAAAUCGUCAUCGACCUCAGAGGCUCUUGCUCCGAGACGUGCGGGGACCAGGGAAGUUUGGACGAGGCGUGGAGAGACGCGGUUCUGGGAGUCCGACAGGGGAAUGCAACGGCAGCAAAUCUUUGGAGAUGCAGCUCCGCCUCCAGAACCAGCAGGAUGAGAUGAACCAAAUGCAGCAGGAGCAAAUCAAACUCAGGGAGGAGCUGGCCAGCCAGAAGGAGCUGGUGAGGCUCCUGCAGCAGACUCUCAGAACCUCCCAGUUUGAGAGGCCCAGUGUAUGGCGAGCAGCUCCGGAUCUGUCCGCAGCCCUGGAGCAGGCUCCCAGUCCGGCCGUGAACCAGGAGGACGUCACCCAGCUGGAGGCGGUCCUCCAGGAGCGAGACAUACAGAUCCAGUCACUAUGUGGACACAUGGAGCGUCUCUCUCUGGAGAAAGAGAGCCUGCAGCAGGAGCUGAAGGGUCUGAAAAUCAAGGUGGGGGAAAUUAAUGACCAGCUGGGGAUGCUGAUGGAGACCAUCCAGGCCAAAGAUCAGGUCAUCGUGAAGCUGUCGCAGGAAAACUCUGAGCAGAGCGGGAAUGUGAGCGACGCUGGUUCUCCGCCACCUCAGCAGGAACUGAGCAUCCUGAAGGACAGUCUUCAAGGCUACAAAUCCCAAAACAAGUUUCUGAAUAAAGAGAUCCUGGAGUUGACUGUUAUGCGCAGGAAUGCAGAGAUUCGGGAAAAGGCUUUAGAAGCAAAGUGCACAGCUCUGGAGGCCAAACUCUGUCAAGUGGAGAGUAAAUAUUUGGUGCUGCUUCAGGAGGUGAGAAAGCCGGUCUGUUCGUCAGAGCAGGACCCGGCCCGGGAAGUCAUUUCCAGAUUACUGGAGGACGCCCUGCAGGUGGAGAGCCCGGACCAGAAUGAACACCAAAUCUUCAAACCAAAUUCAGUCAGUGAAUAUGAUGUGUAUGGCUUCAAGACGGUCCCAGAGGAAGAGGAGGAAGAGGAGAAGCUGGUUGCAAAGGUGAGGGCCUUAGAGCUGAAGUCCCUGUCCAUGACCGACCAGGAGGUUUCAGUCGGGGUGAAGUGGGAGAACUUUCUGGCCAGCACCAUGAACAGAGACCUGGUGCGUUCCCCCGAGCUCAAGGCUCUGAUCCGCUGCGGUGUGCCGCACAAGCACCGCUCCAUCGUGUGGCGCUGGUGCAUCACCUCCCACGUCAAGAAGUUCCGCGACCACUUGGCCCCGGAUUAUUACGAGACACUGCUGAACGUGGCGCGGGAUCGGCCCAACCCGGCGUCCAAGCAGAUCGAGCUGGACUUGCUCCGGACGUUGCCCAACAACAAGCACUACGCCUCGCCGAGCGCAGGCGGGAUCCACAAGCUGCGGAAUGUUCUAGUGGCCUUCUCCUGGAGGAAUCCAGACAUCGGCUACUGUCAGGGUCUCAACAGGCUAGCAGCAAUCGCCUUGCUUUAUCUAGACCAAGAAGAUGCCUUUUGGACUCUUGUAGCCAUCAUAGAGGUCUUCAUGCCAAGAGAUUAUUACACAAAGACUCUGCUGGGCUCUCAGGUUGACCAGCGUGUGUUCAAGGACCUGAUGAGUGAGAAGUUGCCGCGCCUUCACGCCCACUUUGAGCAGCACAAGGUGGAUUUCUCCCUCAUCACCUUCAACUGGUUCCUGGUGGUGUUUGUGGACAGCGUGGUGAGCGACAUCCUGUUCAAGAUCUGGGAUGCCUUUCUGUUUGAGGGGCCAAAGAUUAUAUUUCGAUUUGCUCUCGCCCUCUUCAAAUACCAAGAAGAAGAGUUUUUGAAGCUGCAGGACACGACGGCCAUCUUUAAAUACCUUCGAUACUUUACGCGCACAAUCCUGGACUCAAGGAAGCUGAUGAACAUUGCUUUCGUGGACAUGAACCCGUUCCCCUUGAGGCAAAUCCAGAACCGCCGCUCCUUCCACCUGGAGAAGGUUCGCCUGGAGCUGACGGAGCUGGAGGCCAUCAGACAGACAUUCCUGAAGGAGAGGGAGACGAGUCUGGAUCGACGGAGCUUUGUCAGCGACGAUGAUGAGGAUAACUGAGCUUUUUAUUUCCAGGCUGUGUCGCUUUAAGAAUGAAGACAAAGGGAGCUUCUCCACAGAGCGGCAACGCUUUAUAGCUGCUGAAGGGUUUUAUUUUCCCAGUUCGGAGUUGGCCUCUGCAUCAAAAAUUGUUGAAUAAUGAACUGAAAUCAAAGGAUAAAACACAUUGUAUCAGGAUUCCUGCUUUUUUUUUUCAUUGUGUAAAGUAUUUUUGCUAUCUAUGUUCAUGUUGUUUGUUGCCAGCAGUUUACUUUUCUAUAUUGCCGAACCAUGCAGCCCGAAACAGUAUUUUCAAGCAUUUUUAUACCUUUUGAAGAAUUCCUUUUUUCUUUUUUUGUGCUCACAUUUACACAAAAGAAAAAUCUAUUUUUAUUCUCUGCUUUAUUUCCUUUCUUUGAGGAAAGGAACAUUGUCAUAGAGCUUUUUUAUUUCUUGUAAAGGAUUCUUUGUCAUUUUAUUUUAUGAUGCACUUGAAUUAUUCAUGCUGUAACUGAAAUAUUUUGCUGAAACAUUCCUUAGUUUUUAAAGUUUCAUUCAAGCAAUUUCCUCAAAUCUAAAAAGUCAAAAUGAAUGGAUGAGCUAAAAACAAAAUAUUUUUCUGUUUUCAGUUGCAUAAAUGGCAGGUAGAAUUAAUGUUUAUGACUGAGAGCCAGUAUUGUCCCAUUAAUCAGUCCAUUAAUAUUUGUGUUCAAUAUUUGUAUCAUCUAGUUAUUUUAAAAAGCCGUAAGUAUUUUACAGUUGCUUCAUACAGCUGAUUAUUUUUCCACUUGCAUCCCUCUUUCACAUGAAAGGUAAUUCAGAGAAAAUUGGAUAUUGUUUUCAACUCUGACAGCUUUGUCUGUAUUUUUUGUGUGAAAUAUCCUUACUUUACAGAAACUUUUAGGUUUUUUUUCUGCAUUUCUUUUCUCUGAACCUAACCUCAGAAAAAAUAUUCUGUUGUAUUUGCUAUUUUUGUCCACUGAGUGGCAGUGUAACGUUUCUCAAGUCUUCACUCAAUUUUAUAGAUACUCUGGUAAAAUUUUUUAUAUAAUUUUAUAAUAAUAGUUAAAAAGUCUGCCUUUGUACUGAUUUUAUAAAAAUUGAAUUGUGAUUCAUAAUUAAUGAGGGAAGCAUUUUUCCUUAAAACUUUGACAAUAAAAGGAAAAUCUUCCAUGUUGAUCCACAUUCAGGUAUCUUCAGAAUGUGAAGGACCAUAUUGCUGAUCGCUGUGGACAACUUGAUAUCUCAACCAUUUGUUUAGGAAUUAGAACUUGUGUGUGUGUUUGGCUAAUGAACUGUGAAAACCUUGAUGGAUGGUAUUCGAUGUGAGGAAGAUGGGAAAGUUUCUUUUCACUCACUUGAACCCGUUUACACAGAUCAGCAACCGUUGCUGCAGUAUCUGGACCUGACCUGGUUUACAGUUUUAAAUCAAAUGUAAAACAUUGGAAAAUGUUUGAAUUUUUCUUUUUGCUGUCAUCAAACAUGUUUAUGAGAGCAGGUUUCUCAUGAGAUCAACAUUUCCCAAUUAUUUAGAUAAAUUUUUUUAUUCAUUCUUACAACUAGUAAUGAAAUAAGUUGCUCUGUCGAAAACCCUUUCAGUCUGUUGCAAGUUUAAAUAAGCUACAUUGAAAACUUAUCUCUGCUUCUGUGUUUCCUCUUUUUUUUUCUCAUGUUUUUUGGCAGUGUAUUGCACAAACGCAUUAAGAAAACUCAGAAUACUACAGGGCACUUCAACUUGUUUUGAUGCAAGUCUGUCUUAAUCUGUCAGAUUUUAGAUGGGAAUUGUUAAAGUCUAUGUAUCUCUUAGCUUUUGUAAAACCGAUUCAAUAAAAACUUCUGACAUGA
Molecule: messenger RNA, 4796 nt
Organism: Xiphophorus couchianus (Monterrey platyfish)
Lineage: Eukaryota; Metazoa; Chordata; Actinopteri; Cyprinodontiformes; Poeciliidae
Gene: tbc1d2b
Product: TBC1 domain family, member 2B
Exons: 13
Coding region: 90-2972 (960 amino acids)
Biological process (GO): regulation of GTPase activity
Molecular function (GO): GTPase activator activity; small GTPase binding
Source: RefSeq, a predicted model, not a curated record